AUGGCUACUUCGAUCGUUGAUAUCUUGAAUAUGCGUAUGUUCUUCGCUGAUUUUGUGCUUUAUUGCAUUAGUAUAUGUCUUGCUUAGUUUACGGUUUUAUUAGCUUACACUUUUUAGGUGAUAUUAUUCUUGUCUUCACUUUGAUUUGCGUUUUGAUAACAUCAAUUCAUGUUGGAUGUGGCAAGAAGGGAAAGAAGAAUGACAAAAAGAAGAAGGAUAAGAGCAAAAAGGUAGGAAUUCUUAAAGUUUUUGUUUGAUUUUUAGUUCUAAAAAGGUUGUUCUGUCAGUUUUGACAAAAAUCUCACAAUGUCAGUAACAGCGAUGUUUUAAUGCUAGAAAUUUUACUUUUAAGCAUUUAUAUAUAUCUAUUUAUAUAUAUAUAGUAAUGCCUUUACAGAAUGACAAAAAGAAAGGAAAGAGUGAGAAGGACAAGGGUAAGAAAGGCAACAUCAAACUAGAUGCAACUCAGCUGUCAGAAGAGAAACAAGCUGAUAAAGAAGGUGAGAAGAAAGAUGGUGGCAAACCAGCUGAAUGUCCAAAUGUAAGUUUUAUCAUUUUAAUUACUUAAAAUAAGGUUUUUGUUAUUCAAUUUUAUUUCAGGAAGAAAAGAAAGAAGAGAAAGAAAAAGAUGAAAAGGAAGAAAAGAAGGAGGAAAAGGCAAAAGAGAAGACGACUGAGAAUGAAAAGGAAAUCAAGUCGGCUGCCAGUUCUCUCAAGCCCAAAACUCAAAGCUACAACGACAAACAGAAGAAGAUCAAGGAGGGCAAGAAGGCCAGCAAGAAUCAAUAUCCUACUGUAAGUUUACUUUGGUUUUUUGGUGGUUUUAAAAGCGGGCGGAAGGUCAAUAUUUUGUAGAAGGGGAGUGUUUGAUGCUAUUAGGUUGUUUAAAUGAUUCUGUGCCAUUUCUCAAGCAAUUUUUUUGGGGUUAGAUGACACAUAAUUAUUUGAACAACAUAAUAGAGAUAUAAUUAUAUUAUUUAUGUGUAUUUAUACUUGACUAUCUUCAGAUGGACGACGUCGUAUCCGAUUGGGAGAAAACUCACGAAGAAAACGAAAAGAAGACACAAGGCAAGACGAAGACAGACAAGGACGACGAGGAGUGAUACUAAUGUUCUUGUACAAUGUUAUUUGAAUAAACUGUAUUUUAUCAAAUUUUGCUUACUUUUUGGAAAUUUGAAAAUUCGUCUUUUUAAAUAUUUUUUAAAGUUUAAACUUCCACCCCCCCUUUGUUUACAAAAACCAAAAACGUCGCGCAUCCCAACACUACUAUGGGGCUCUGGUUUCUUUGUCACGAGAUAUUGAAUUUCCGCUUAAUGAACCAGUGUUUGACCUAGCGACACGAUCGACCGGUCACUCUAAAUCUCCCAUUUUGGUCGAAAAACUGGAGACGGAACGAAGGGAUUCCACCACUUCAGAAGCCUCCGAACGGAUCGCUGGCCUCAGAAGGCGGAAGAAGAAGCGGAAGCACGAAGGAGCGACGCCACGUUCAGGCUUCACCUCGGCUUGGGUCAAGAGUCAGGAUUUUGGGUGAGUCGGGGGUGAUAAGGGAUAGGGAAAUAUUACCUAUGGUUAAAAUUGUCAUUAAUAUGAAGUUUUGGUUAUAUUGGUAGUUUAGGGCCAAUAGAUAUAAAAAAUAUUAAAGAAGUUUGUUUAAAAUUUAAAAACUAAAAAAUUUUUCUUAAAAUCAAAAAAGUAUUAAAAAUUUUUCCUAAAAACUCAUGUUUAACGUUUAUUCAUUGUCAGUUCAAGAACGUUGCUUUAUUUUAAUAAAAUCAGCAAUAAAAGUGGGGGUGCACACCUUUAAAUUGGGAAACGUCAAAUAUACCGCCAUGUCUUGUCAUUGUAACAACAUUCUGACGUAAAUCUUUAAACUUUUAAAUCUUUAUUGUAUUUUAGGCUUCAUUUUAAGGUUUUAAAAGGUUUGGUCAGUUUUGUUACUCCAACUUAUUUUUCAUUUUUUUAAAUUUUAAAAGUUAUGUUGUUUUAUGUGAUAUAUGUAAUAUAAAACAACGUAAUAUGUAUUGUUUUUACAAAAUUAAACCUAUGUAUGUCUGUAAAAGGUUUGUUUUCUUUAUAUUAUGAUAGUAUGUUGUAGAUCAGCUGCCAACACACCAAAAGAGUCCUCAUAUGCCAGGUUACUCUACGAUCCUGUUGACUCUGAUUGUAACAUGAUUCCUAUAAAGGUAAGUUAUGACUUCUAAUCAAAAGAAUAUUAUUUUCUUAAUCAAAACGAUAAUUUUUAUGAGCUUUUGAUCUACUAUAACAUUUUUUAAAAAAACCUUGAAAUGCCUAAAAAUUUUCGAAAAAUUCUCAAAACAUUUAAAAAUUUCUUGCCCACAUCAAGAUUGUUACCUACAGUCAAUGUUUUCUGUAAUAAGUAGCUUUAUAAAGUGAUUGUAACCCAUUUCCCCACACAAAAAAGGCGACGGUAGACAAAAGCCCUGAGGCACUUGAUUGACUGAAAAGGUGCGCGAGGCCACUUGAUCAGUCCGAAAGGACGUUUGGCCAUUGACCGUCCCAGUCCCGGGCCAUGUCUGGCUUGUUUUUCAGUCUAAUCAAGCCGGCUGGCUAUAAGAAAAACCCAAAAGAUGUUAUCAUUAAUCUCCAAAGCCCUCAGGUAUUUUUUGGUGUUUUAGAAGAUUUUAAAAAUAUUUUAAAAUUGUUGAAAAUUUUAAAAUUUUGAUUGCUUUAAGGGGUUUUUGCUGUAAUUUAAGUUUUGAAAAAAUUUUAAUUUGAACUUUGAGUUAAGUUUUAAAAAAUAGAUAGAAAAUUGAAGUAACUGACAAAACUUACCAUACUGUUCGUAUUUUAGGCCCUAACCAGGUCCCAAUCCCUAACCGGCUCUAUAACCGUAUCAAAAUCAGAAGUUAUUCAGAUUCCGCCGCUACGAUGGAUCGACAAUACAGAAGCGAAGAACUCUGUCAUUGUAGCUCUGUCAGCGUUUUAUGCUAUGGUAAUGACGAUAUUCGCUUUGGUAUUUGAGCUAUCACAUUUGUUAGCGGCCGAAAAGAAACGUACUAUUGAUGCCAAGGAUAUGGUGGGUUUAUUGGUUUGUAUAUAUUGUACGUUACUUUUACUAGUUAGAUUUGCAAUUUUUUAUUACUCUUAAUAAGGUAAAUGAAUUUGGGUCUUGACACGAAAAGCCUGAUUAUCAAGACUUUUUUGAAAUUGAUAUAUUAGCCACUAGACCUUGUAUCUUACAAUAUGUAAUACUAGGUCGUUCAAAUAAUCCUGAGCCUCCUCUCAAAGCAAACUUUCGGAGCUAGGGGGCACAGAAUUACUUGAACAACUCAAUAGUUUAUGGAAAAGGUUUUUUGCUAUCAUAAUAAGUGCUCCUUUAGUGUUUUGGCAUGUACAUGUACGGAAUAAGUAUUGUAUUUUUGUUCUACUGUUAUAUUGUUUUACUAUUACAUCCACGAUGGAAGCAGACGUUGAAGAAGUUCAAAAUUUGUAUUAAAGUCAGCAAAGUCAGGCAAGUUUGUAAAAAUCUAAAUUGUUGUUUUAAAAAAGGUUAAAGAAUAUCUUUUUCGUAUUUUAGACCAAAACUAUAAUUUUUAAAGCGUUCACUACCUAUGUUAAUAUAAUACCUUUGAUGUAACUUUUAAAGCGUUGGCAAUACCUAUGUUAAUAUAAUAUCUACAAUAAAAAACGCUGUCAAUACCUAUAUUUACGUUUUUAUAAUGAAAAAUCAUUAUUUCAGUAGUUCCGAAUCAAGCCAGUCGCUGGACGAUCAUUCGUACGCUGACGCCACCAUUUACCGCAAAGUAACUCAUGACAGUCCGAGCGCUGGCAGCUUGUUUUUGAGGCUGGGAGCGGUUGGUAUGUUACUUUUACUAUUAAUUUUUUUUAACUAAAAAAAUCUUUUUUCAAUUUUCUUUAAUUUUACUUUGUUUUAAAAUUUUCUAUGAACUUUUUGAUCAAACAUGCAAAAAAUUUUUUAUAUAAGACUUAUGGGCUCAAAACUUUUUACACAAUCUAGUGUUAGGUUGUUCAAAUAAUUCUGUGCUCCUAACCCUGAAAAUUUGCUUUGAGAUGGGGCUCAUAAAACCCCAAACAUUAUAAUGAUAUUGUUUUAGUUUUUGGCUUAAUAGGGACUGUGUACCAUGCUUUCAACGCCUUCCUCUGCACAGGUGACAGUCAAGACUGUCAGAAGCUCCAAGUCACCAUGGACAUCUUCUCUAUCGUAUUCAUCUUCACCCAGAUGCACUUUGUCUUCUGUAACUGGAAGAUCUCUAUCAGCGGAAGUCAGACGAUAGCCCGCUUCGGCACGAUGCACCUUGUAGCCGCGAACCUCUGGACCUGGAUACGAUAUAUCCUGAUCGAAGAAGGUGUGAUGGAUCGCGAGAUCAGGGAGAUCUUCUCUCGAGAAGGUAACGAGAAUGCCACGCCCAAACACUCCACCUUCACCGGUCAUAUGAGCAUCAACCACCAUCAUCAACAUACCAGAUACUGUGAAGGGUCCGAGUGUAUAUUGGGGUCGUUGUCAGAGAUCAUGUACACCUCCAUGGUAGAGUAUUCGUUAAUCGGAGCGGCAGUGAUGUUCAUCGUGUGGAGGAAUAUCGACCAUGUUAAAGAGCCUACCGUAUACGUUAGGAGGAAGCAUCAGAUCAGAAUGGACUGCUCUAAAACGACUUCUGGACUGUUCUUUGGACUGGCGUUUCUGGCUGGGACGUUUACGUCGAUGGCGGUUUACUAUGGUUAUACGAUACUUGGGUUGACAAGGGUGGCGGCUAUGGUGUUUGGGAUUACGGAUAUUGCUCAGGUACGUUAAUAUAGGUCUCAGAAUGGUGGAUAAGGUGAUGAAAUUGUAAAUUUUAGUAUUAUAUUACCUAAUUUUUAAAAUUGAAAUUAAAAAGUUUGUCUUUCAGUACAUAAUCGCCAGUUUUGGAUGUAUAUAUGCUCUGUAUCAAAUGAGGAACCUAAGAUACUACAAUGAAUACGAUAACAAUGGAAGGCGGAAGCUGAACCCUAAUCCUAGUCAAGUAAGUGGACGUUCAACUCCUUUUUUAAUAAAUAAAAAAAAUUAAUAUUAACAUAGUGUAUUUCUUUUAAAAAAUGAAAAAACAUAAUUUUUCCUUUCCUUUAGGAACUGUUGGACAUGAUAUUACUAUCACUUGGUAUGGCUGGGGAAAUGAUUUACUCUGUAGCCGGAUUGGUUGGUUUAACUGGUGAUGGGAAUUGGCAUCGUUUAAGUAUAGUUUUGUUAAUGGUUCAUAUCACAAGGAUAGCUCAAGUAGGUUUAACUACAAUGUAUAUUCGAUACUGUAACCUGCCUUGCCUUCCUCUACAUAUACCUUGCCGACAUCUUACUACUCGUAUUAACCUGUCGCAUCGUAUAGCAUAAUCUGGAUUACCCUACACAUAGUUAUACCUAUUGUAAACUAAAAAUUAUUUUUUCAUUUCAAUAUUUUAGGUAGGACUCCAAUCCUCGUUAAUCUACAUAGCCGGCAAACUCCGCAUCCAAGGCGACGAUGAGCUACGCGAGAAACAACCAGGGAAGCAGGCGAUCACCUUCCUCUUGAUAGCCAAUAUCGCUAUGUUUCUGAUGAAUCUCCUGGAAUCCGAGAAGGCUGGAGUCAGUGAAGCGGUUGUCAAUUUCUACGGUAAAAAGAGUUGGGUUUUCUUGGUGAGGAGCUUCUCACCAUUGACGAUAUUCUACAGAUUCCACUCGUCGGUUUGCCUAGCCGAGGUUUGGAAGAAUGCCUAUUCGUGGAAGAGUUGA
Molecule: messenger RNA, 5722 nt
Organism: Bursaphelenchus okinawaensis
Lineage: Eukaryota; Metazoa; Nematoda; Chromadorea; Rhabditida; Aphelenchoididae
Source: the annotation of a GenBank genome assembly